Epinephelus lanceolatus (giant grouper) is the source of this 1793-nucleotide messenger RNA. RefSeq names its product transmembrane protein 17A. The record is from RefSeq and is a predicted model, not a curated record. Gene Ontology annotation, cellular component: ciliary transition zone. NCBI's taxonomy places the organism in Eukaryota, Metazoa, Chordata, Actinopteri, Perciformes, Serranidae. Gene Ontology annotation, biological process: non-motile cilium assembly.
AUAUAUUAAAACAUACAGAAUAUGUGUGCAGUCUGAAAAAAGAAACUGGAGUUUUUUUGUGUAUGGGAGAACAAUAAUAUUCAUGUGUAAAAUAAGGGAAUAGUUCCCUUUUCUUUAAUGCAUUGUUGUGGUUUUCAUUCUGCUCCCUCCAGCUUCUAUAAAUGUUAAAUUCUGUAAUUAGAUAAACAAAUUUACUGAGCAUCAUAACCGGCCACUUACUUACUUAACAAACUGCCAUGCUGCUGUCUCAGCCUAAUCCUCAGGCCGCCUCCCUCGCUAUAAUCUGAUUAGCAGUGGCGUCUGCCAACACGCGUCUGUGUGUGUGUCCAUUCCUAUCUGUCCCUUCAUGCAUUCGUGUACUUGUGUUACUUAAGACAACGAGGAUUGGCAGCAGUCGCUGGAACACAAACACAGUUUUGGACCGUUACGCUUCCUGAUUUCUUGGCUUCGGUCAUGGUCACCAGCUCUGCCCACGAUGCCUGUGUUUUACUCACCUGUUCAAGAGAACCUGCAGAUGGGUCUGGCCUAUAUGGGAGGCUCUGUGUUCACCAACAACAGGACGGCAGACAGCGACUUCACACGGGAGCAGGAGGACGUUUCUGUGGUGAACGAGCUGGUCUCUCACCUUCCCCUGCAGAUGCUGCUGUACUUCAACAUGUUCUAUUUUCCCUGUUGGUGGUUUUCUGCUGUUUUCAUGUUAGAAGUAAAGUUCUAUUAUCUUCCCGGGUACUACCAGGCUCUGCUCAUAACCGGGAUGAUCCUCCUCACAGUCAUUGAAGUGGUCCGACUUUAUCUGGGCUACAUUGGCAACCUUAAAGAAAAGGUGCCAGAGCUGGCAGCCUUCUGGCUCCUGUCUUUCAUGUUCCAGCUGCCGGUGCUGCUGUUCUUCCUGACCGAUGAAGGAAUUAUCAUCCUGCCUCUAGAGAGAGCCGUCCACUCCCUCUACCUCCUCUUCCUGCUCGCCCAGAUCCUGGCCUCGUUCCUGGCGCUCAAGACCAUGACCCGAAAGCUCACCUUGCUCUUCUAUCUGCGCCAGCUUGGGAAGGUGGAGAGCUACCAUCACGCAGGGAUGAGCCCUGUCUAUGGGCUGCCCUACAACCGCAGUGUGCUGCCUGUGUCACCCGCCAGUGAUAUGUACCACUAAAGGGGAACACCACCCAAAAUAAGAAUUCCAAUAUGUUAUUGAAAAGGCCAAGAAAUGUUCAAUCAGUUUUAUGAACAUGAGCUACUCUCUCUCAAAGCCACAAGCCAGAUUAAGUCUUGAACUUGUGAUGUCAUCAGUUAUAAAGUUUGCUGCUCCAUAGGCAGUGAACGGGAGCCUGGUUUGGUGACCAACAGAAUGUUUGUUUUCUCUUUUUAAACCCCAGAUGGGCUUUAUUCAGUUCUGAAAAUGUUCCCAUAUAUUCAGAACGUUAGCAUGUGUAUUGGUAGUUCAAACACAAAUGGACAUCUGAGACACAUCGUCAUUCACGUGUCUAUAAUGCAUCUCCAGCUGACCACUUGUGUUCGGAUUUUGUUACUACCUGUAUGUCGAGAAGGUCAAAGGGCCCAGCACUCAGUUAUUACGUCACACAGCUGGAGAUAUUGCUAUCAGCAGAAUUCAACAUGUCUCCUCCAAAAUGAUGGAUGGUAAAAUAGGGGGCCGUACACAUGCCGCGUUUUUUGUGCCCUCAAAUUCGCCAGGUGCGCACACGUUACUAAGUGCCCGUUUUUCAGGGUGCAACAGCUGCGUAAAUAUCAGUCUGUGGUAAAUAUAGAAAAGUUGAUCAUGUUAGUGCAGGGCUACCCAGAGC